UCUUUGGUCUGUGCCUGUAAUGACAGUAGAGGGAGAGAGAGAGUGAGAGAGAGCAGCAACAAUGACAAUAACAUGCAAAGCGAUUGAUUCGUGAAUUCAAAGAAAUCCUUCUGAUUAAUUUUACGCCUUAACAAACCAACCCCACCAAGACUUCAAACUAACUCAACAAAUACCCUCUUCUUCCUCACCUCUUACUCUUCACCUUUCUCUCUUCUCUCUUUCUAUCUCUCUGGAGCUAGCUUAGAGAGCAAGAGGAGGAUAACCAAAUGAAGCUCUCGGCUCUGCAGCAGAGCUACAUGAAUCGCCGGAGCACCAGCUUCAGAGGAUCAGCACCGUUAGAUUCGUCUGCUGAAAGUGCGAUUAAAUCUCCGGCAGCUAUCUUUUGGCUCCUUCUUCACGGUGUUUGCUGCCUUAUUAGUCUUGUCCUUGGUUUCCGUUUCUCUCGUUUAGUUUUUUUGUUUCUUUUCUCCACCUCUACCUCUAAUCUCUACAGCACGCCCUUCCGUCAGCUCACCUCCACUGCUGACCUCGCCAAUUCUCUUAAUGUCCCUUCCAAUCCGGUUGUUAACCCCGAACUGCCUGCACUUAACAAAACCCUCAGCUCUAGAGUGAUCGUUGGCCGCCAUGGGAUCCGGAUCCGGCCUUGGCCCCAUCCUAACCCGACCGAAGUUAUGAGAGCUCACCAGAUAAUUGAGAGAGUUCAGAGAGAGCAGAGGAUUCAGUUUGGAGUGAAGAGCCCUAGGACUGUUAUUGCGGUUACUCCGACUUAUGUACGGACUUUCCAGAUGCUGCAUUUGACCGGUGUUAUGCACUCGCUGAUGCUAGUCCCAUAUGACGUCGUUUGGAUCGUGGUUGAGGCUGGUGGAGUCAGUAAUGAAACCGCUUCGAUUAUCGCCAAAUCGGGAGUUAAGACUAUUCAUGUCGAAUUCAACCAGAGAAUGCCGAAUUCUUGGGAGCGACGGCAUAAAUUGGAGGCUAAAAUGCGGCUUCGUGCUUUGAGAGUUGUGAGAGAGCAGAAGCUAGAUGGGAUAGUGAUGUUUGCUGAUGAUAGUAAUAUGCAUAGUAUGGACCUAUUUGACGAGAUCCAAAAUGUGAAGUGGUUUGGUGCUGUUUCCAUUGGGAUUCUUGCUCAUUCAGGUGGUGCCGAUGAGUCAUCAUUGGCUACAGUUGAGGAGGUUGAGAAGAGACCGUCAAUGCCCAUUCAAGGUCCUGCUUGUAAUGCAUCUAACAAGUUGGCUGGUUGGCACACCUUUAAUUCUCUACCCUACAAGGGGAAGAAUGCAAUCUACAUCGAUGAUAGGGCAACUGUGCUGCCUCAGAAGCUGGAAUGGGCUGGGUUUGUGGUGAAUUCAAGGUUGCUUUGGAAGGGAGCUGAAGAUAAACCUGACUGGAUAAAGGAUUUAGAUUCUGUUGGUGAGGAUAUAGAAAGUCCUCUAUCUCUGUUGAAGGACACUUCUAUAGUGGAGCCACUAGGAAGCUGUGGGAGACAAGUUUUGCUUUGGUGGCUCCGUGUUGAAGCUCGUAGUGAUAGCAAAUUUCCUCCAGGAUGGAUAAUCGACCCACCUUUGGAAAUUACGGUCCCAUCAAAACGAACGCCAUGGCCAGAUGUUCCUCCUGAACUACCUUCUACUGAAAAGGCAGUGAUAAACAUCCCAGAGCACACUGUUAAGCAAACAAAGACCCGAUCAUCCAGAUCAAAGCCCAGAGGUAAGAGAAAGCAUGAAGCAAAAGUGGUGGACACUCAGAUUUCUACAAGACAUUCUGGGCAAAACUGAAACUCUUAGGUGAGAACAUAUAUUCUGCUAAGCGAAUUUGAGACUGCAUGACUUCAAGCAUCAAGGAAUUUCAUUGAUAGAGCAAAAAACACAGCAUGAUCUUGACGCUUGGAAGCUACAUUUGAGAAGCCAGCUAUUACAGUUAGGGCAUUUGAUUUGUUAAUCUUGAGUUCAAAUUCCACCUAUCACAUCAAUAUUUUUUUUUAUUUUUCUGUUUUUCCUUUUACAUGUUGAGGUUGAUUGAUAUUCUGGUUUCAUGGAAGGGCUGUGUCACGUCUGCUGCCAGGAGAAAAUGCAAUGAUCUUGUACGUGAAAUGUUCCAAAUUUUAUACAUAAAUCUUUUUAAAUAGGAAUAUAUAUAGAGUUGUGUUCAGUUGUUGGAUUCGAUAGAAAUGAAACCCACUGUAAUAAAUUUAUCAUUCAUUGCAAAACUAUGUUGCUG
Hevea brasiliensis (rubber tree) is the source of this 2217-nucleotide messenger RNA. RefSeq names its product beta-1,4-xylosyltransferase IRX14-like. The record is from RefSeq and is a predicted model, not a curated record. Gene Ontology annotation, biological process: plant-type secondary cell wall biogenesis; glucuronoxylan biosynthetic process. The transcript has 3 exons. The coding region runs from base 267 to 1775 and encodes 502 amino acids. Lineage: Eukaryota; Viridiplantae; Streptophyta; Magnoliopsida; Malpighiales; Euphorbiaceae. Gene Ontology annotation, molecular function: galactosylgalactosylxylosylprotein 3-beta-glucuronosyltransferase activity; xylosyltransferase activity. Gene Ontology annotation, cellular component: Golgi membrane.